ACUACACCGCCACUUCAAGAGUGGCCAGUCGCUAUCGGCGCACAGCUGAGAAUCUGCUCCGAGCUGAAUUCGACCAGUUACGGGAGAAAUCAUGUCCUCAGUGAAUCCGUUCGAGGCCAAGUGUCUGAAAACCAUCGAGAUCGGUGGCAAGCAGUUCAAAUACUUCAGUCUCCCAGACCUGGGCGAUGCAAGGUAUGCCGACUUGCCAUUCUCCAUCCGAGUCCUGUUGGAGAGCGCCGUUCGGAAUUGUGACAAUUUCCACGUCAAGGAGAGCGAUGUUCAGACGAUUUUGGACUGGCAUGCCAAACAGGAGGCCGGCGUUGAGAUAGCCUUCAAACCCGCUCGCGUUUUGCUUCAGGAUUUCACCGGGGUACCCGCUGUUGUGGACUUCGCCGCCAUGAGAGACGCCGUCCAACGGCUAGGAGGCGACCCUCAAAUAAUCAAUCCCAUGUGCCCCACGGAUCUCGUCAUUGAUCAUUCGGUUCAGGUGGAUUUUUCCACUGCACCCGAAUCACUCCAGAAAAACAUGGAUAUGGAGUUUGAGAGAAAUGAAGAACGCUUCAGUUUCUUGAAGUGGGGCUCCAAGGCUCUGAAGAACAUGCUCAUCAUCCCCCCGGGCUCCGGAAUCGUGCAUCAAGUCAACUUGGAAUAUCUCGCGCGAGUAGUGUUCGCCAACGACGGAACGCUUUAUCCCGAUUCUCUUGUGGGAGCCGAUUCUCACACUACCAUGGUCAACGGUCUCGGGGUUGUCGGUUGGGGGGUGGGGGGCAUAGAAGCGGAAGCCGUCAUGCUGGGCCAGGCGAUCUCGAUGGUCCUCCCGAAGGUUGUCGGCUACAAACUGACGGGACAACUCAGUCCCCUCGCUACUUCGACAGAUCUGGUGCUCACGAUCACAAAACAUCUCCGACAAGUCGGAGUGGUCGGAAAGUUCGUCGAAUUCUUCGGUCCUGGAGUCAGUCAACUCUCGCUCGCAGACAGAGCCACUGUAGCGAAUAUGUGUCCGGAAUACGGGGCGACGGUCGGCUUUUUCCCGGUCGACGAGAAGACCAUCGACUAUCUGAAGCAAACAGGUCGAGACGAGGAGAAUGUGGCCCGCAUCAAGGAGUACCUCAGAGCUCAAGGCAUGUUCAGGAAUUACAGUGCCGGAAAAGAUCCCCUCUUCUCGCAGGUUGUCGAGCUCGAUCUGCGCACCGUUGUCCCAUCGCUCAGCGGCCCCAAACGACCGCAAGACCGCGUGGCUGUCUCGGUCAUGAAGCGUGAUUUUGAGGAAUGUCUCGCCAACAACGUCGGCUUCAAGGGAUUCGGCAUCGCCGCCGAUAAGAUGACGACGACAGUGCCAUUUAUCUAUGAAGGACGGGAGUACACCCUAAACCACGGUUCCGUCGUUCUGGCCGCCAUAACGUCCUGCACGAACACCUCGAACCCGUCCGUGAUGUUGGGAGCCGGCCUGCUCGCGAAAAAGGCCGUGGAGAAAGGCCUCACCGUUAAACCGUACAUCAAAACCUCACUGUCUCCAGGAUCCGGCGUAGUGACCUACUAUCUCCGUGAGUCGGGAGUGACGCCUUUCCUGGAGAAACUCGGAUUCAAUAUCGUGGGCUACGGCUGCAUGACCUGUAUCGGGAACUCGGGCCCCCUGCCCGAAAGCGUCACCGAGGCGAUCGAGAAAGGCGAUCUGGUCGCUUGUGGCAUCCUCUCGGGCAACAGGAACUUCGAAGGCCGUGUCCAUCCGUUCACCCGAGCGAACUAUCUCGCCUCUCCCCUCCUGGUCGUCGCCUACGCCCUGGCCGGGACAGUGAGCAUCGACUUUGAGAAAGAUCCCAUCGGCCAAGGAUCAGACGGAUCCGAUGUUUUCCUCAGAGACAUCUGGCCGUCUCGAGAAGAAAUCCAGACGGUUGAACAGAAGCACGUGAUUCCGAGAAUGUUCAACGAGGUCUACGCGAAAAUUCAGAACGGCUCGCCGCAAUGGCAGGCUCUCACCGCAUCGGAGAAGCUUCUCUAUCCGUGGGACGAUAAAUCCACCUACAUUAAACGGCCUCCCUUCUUCGAUUCCAUGGAGAAAACUCUCGCGCCGAUUCAGAGCAUCGCUAACGCUUACGUACUCGUGAAUUUGCCGGACUCUGUCACGACGGAUCACAUAUCGCCAGCCGGAUCAAUCUCGAGGAACAGUCCCGCCGCAAGGUAUCUAUCGUCUCGCAAUCUCAACCCGAGGGACUUCAACUCGUACGGGUCCCGCAGAGGUAAUGACGACGUAAUGUCUCGGGGGACCUUCGCUAAUAUUCGUCUCGUGAACCGUUUCUUGAAAAAACCGGGACCCCGUACAAUUCAUCUGCCAUCGGGUGAGGAACUCGACAUUUUCGACGCCGCAACACGCUACAAGGAGAACGGCGAUCAGCUGAUCAUCCUCGCUGGGAAGGAAUACGGCUCAGGUUCCUCACGUGACUGGGCCGCCAAGGGUCCGUACCUCUUGGGAGUUCGAGCUGUGAUCGCGGAAAGCUACGAGCGAAUCCAUCGUUCCAAUCUAAUCGGCAUGGGAAUCGUCCCCCUACAAUUCCUCGACGGUCAGAACGCGGAAUCUCUUGGCCUCUCGGGCAAGGAACAAUACACCAUCGACUUGACAAAGGAAUCGCUGGCGUCGCCUCGACAGAUCGUCCAGGUCAAACUCAGCACCGGGUCGUCUUUCGAAGCGCAACUCUGCUUCUUCACCGAGGUCGAACUGGCCUAUUUCAAAAACGGUGGAAUCCUCCAAUACGUUCUCCGGGAAAUGCUCGCGAAGCAUUGAUGUCUUCUCUGACCAUCGUACGGAUCUACAAGUCUCUGAGGCUAAAAUGAUCGAUUCUUCGGCCUCUUAGGAGCAUUUCAUUGAGAGAGAGAACCUCGUCGGAUGGCUCAAAUUGAUACGAAAUUCUGGUGUGCGGGUACUCUAUAGCGGAAAUUUAUUGUUGUCAAGUGCCUUCCAAGUAUUCAUUUCUCGCCCUGUAGAUGUCUCAAUUCCCGGUAUUCGAAGCUUGGUCCUACAUGCGGAGUUUCGACAUGAUAGACACGCUGCAUCGAUUACAUGAACUCUUGAAUAAAUGCGCGGGACUUUU
Galendromus occidentalis (western predatory mite) is the source of this 3086-nucleotide messenger RNA. Its product is annotated as cytoplasmic aconitate hydratase. The transcript has 6 exons. The coding region runs from base 92 to 2779 and encodes 895 amino acids. Lineage: Eukaryota; Metazoa; Arthropoda; Arachnida; Mesostigmata; Phytoseiidae. The record is from RefSeq and is a predicted model, not a curated record.